UUGCGAGGGUGGCUUUCCUUUGGAUGCAUGGAGAUAUUGGGCAUCGGAUGGUAUUGUUACCGGGAGUAACUAUGUGGAGCACAGUGGCUGCUGGCCAUAUCCGUUUCCACCCUGCGAGCAUCACAACAACAAGACGCGUUAUCCUCCGUGCAAGCAUGAGCUCUAUCCAACGCCAAAAUGCAGAAAAAAGUGUGGUCGCGAAUACGGAAGAUCUUAUAGAGUUGACAAGUAUUACGGUUAGUAAAUGAUA
This is a messenger RNA of Gongylonema pulchrum, 250 nucleotides long. The record is from the annotation of a GenBank genome assembly. NCBI's taxonomy places the organism in Eukaryota, Metazoa, Nematoda, Chromadorea, Rhabditida, Gongylonematidae.